Didymella exigua CBS 183.55 is the source of this 1413-nucleotide messenger RNA. RefSeq lists its product as uncharacterized. The coding region runs from base 286 to 1362 and encodes 358 amino acids. The record is from RefSeq and is a predicted model, not a curated record. Lineage: Eukaryota; Fungi; Ascomycota; Dothideomycetes; Pleosporales; Didymellaceae. The transcript is spliced from 2 exons.
GAAAAUUGCGCGAGAACGACGCAUGCUCUAGCCGGCUGCGGCGAACCGUUGUGCAUCUCACCGCGCAACGUCCGCAUUGGCGCGCUUGUGGUGAUCACGUACAUCGGAGCGUCGGAUCAUGAAAAGUAUGACCUCCAGCCUCGGCCGCGCGAAUAUAUCUUCACAGCACGGACUUAAUUUUGCAGAAGCUGGGGCCAGCCUGGAUUUCAUCGACGUAGUCACGACGCGCAUUGAGCGCACAUAAUUGUAUCGCAAGCCACCCUGGUUUAGCAGCACAUCUCAACUAUGGCUGAAAAGCAAGAGAAGGGCCUCAUGAGUCGGGCGCGAGGAGCGUCAGUCUCGUUCUUAAAUGCCACACCCCAGCUGGGCAUGUGGCAGGCCACAGGAACAGCAAUCGCCCAAGCACCCAAUUUGACGGAACUUCGCGAUCCAGAAUCGGGCGGCGCGAACAUCGAGUUCAACGAGCAUGGACACUCGAUCCGAGUUGCGAAGCCAGACGACGAUGGAGAGCUCACGCUCGUCAAGUCCCGAACGAAGACACUCAGCAGCCCGAUCGAAGAAGCCACCACGCCGGAAGAGACAGACAUCAAUACGGGAGCAAAAAAGCACAGACAUCACGGCCUCCACCGCCGUCGAACAUUGAAAGAGAAACACGCCUCUCACCACAAAGAAUCCUGGGGCCCGACCAUUAAGCACGGGCUAAAAGCAUUCUGGGUCUUCUUCCUGACCCCUUCAGGCUUCCUGAUCACAAUCUACGGCCUGAACGUCGUCGCCUGGGGCGCAAUGCUCUUCUUCCUGCUCCUCAAAGCCGCGCCCGCCAUGUGCCACCCGUCCUGCGACGACGACUACAGCAAGCGGAAGAUCUGGCUGGAGAUCGACUCGCAGAUCCUCAACGCGCUGUUCUGCGUGACCGGCUUCGGCCUUGCGCCCUGGCGCUUCCGCGACUUCUACUGGAUGAUACGCUCCGUGCACUGGCACGACCAGGACGCGAUGCGCCGCCUGUACGACCAGAAUAAGGCGUGGUUCCGGCCGCCCGCGUGGUUUGAGGAGCGCGAGUUGGUGGCCGGCGGCGAGGAGAAACAUACGUUCACAGGAGAGAGGGCGCCGCCGACGAGUAUGUGGAAGUUGGCAUUUACGGUGGAUAUGAUGGUCUUGAAUACACUGCUGCAGGCGGUGCUGUGCUUCUUCAUGUGGCAUUAUAAUAGGCUUAAUAGGCCGACGUGGGCCACUGGUACGUUCAUUGCGCUUGGCUGUGGCGUUGCCAUGUUCGCGGGCAUCAUGUCUUGGUGGGAGGGCAGGAAGGUGAAGAAGAUCGAGGGCCCGGAGAUCAAGGUUGAGACGCCGGGGAAGGAGGAGGUAUGAAAACAGACAAACGAUAGUCCAGGGUAAUGACAAUGAUAAUGACGAUACACC